Rhinocladiella mackenziei CBS 650.93 is the source of this 603-nucleotide messenger RNA. RefSeq lists its product as uncharacterized. Lineage: Eukaryota; Fungi; Ascomycota; Eurotiomycetes; Chaetothyriales; Herpotrichiellaceae. The record is from RefSeq and is a predicted model, not a curated record. The transcript has 2 exons. The coding region runs from base 1 to 603 and encodes 200 amino acids.
AUGGAGUUUGGUCUCAAUGUCUUCCAAGUCAUCCAAAAUGAGCUUCUCUCGCGCGAGGGAAAUCGCUCCACCUUAGGCCUCGGUUUUCGUUUGGCCAUCAUCGAAGAGAGAAUCAAAAACCACGAAGCAAAGACGAAAAACUCUCAUAUAUGGAGACCUUAUCAUGCCAUCGCCCCCAUUUCCGCCCUCACACCCGAGGCAAAGGCCAUCGUUGACGGACAGAAAAAGCGUCUCCUUGCGAGAAGAGGGGCCAACCCCACGAAAGACGAUAAAGAUCCUACCAAGCAUAUGCGAGAUGAGGAAUUAUGGGAAGUUCACCCUGACUUUCCCAGAACGGUGCUGGAAUUUAAGGAGUUGCAGUUCCAUCGCAAGUUUGUCUCAUUCUUUGCGGACUGGGUACGGAACUUACUUGAAUUCUAUAAUGUCAGGGUCUACAGACCAGAUAUGAGACCCGUCAUCACCGACCAUGCUGAUCACCUGGUCGAUAUUAAACAUAAUCUCGAGACCUGUCUUGAGGAGUUGGCUGCUACGUGGGGACUUAAUUGGUUUCGAAUCGGCGGACUGGCGUUGUCUGGUCAGCCAAACCCUUUCGCGGGUCUGUGA